This is a messenger RNA of Callithrix jacchus (white-tufted-ear marmoset), 2780 nucleotides long. The record is from RefSeq and is a predicted model, not a curated record. NCBI's taxonomy places the organism in Eukaryota, Metazoa, Chordata, Mammalia, Primates, Cebidae.
UGUCAUGCACUGUGCAUCUCAAUAGAAGAGAAAGCAGACCAGCUGGAGCCUCCUGAAUCUCCUUCCUGAAAAUAACACAGAGUUGAGCAGGGAGGCCCUGCAGCGUGGAUCCAUCCAGUGGCUGAACACUGAGAAGGAAUGGGUAUUUGAGAUGUCCGGACCCCUGAAUCUGAACGGGGAAAUUCCCAAGUAUAAAGGAGACGCGGGAUACCAGGAAGAGGCUCUGCCUAGAGAAGCCGGCAGCCGCGAUGGCGGCGUCCGUCCCUACCCAGAGAUCCCCACAGGGCGCGCUUGUCCGGGUGCCCUGUUGAAAUGGCAACCUGAGACUUCAGAGGGCUGAACUCGAGACUGAAAGAUACUGGAGUAUCUGAAAGGGUGUCACUGAAUGUUCCUUCAAAUGUGGUUGAAGGAUCUCCCAGGGCAACAUAUUCAGUUUUGGGUGAUAUACUAGGCUCUGUGGUACAAAACCUUCAGAACCUUCUCCAGAUGCCCUAUGGUUGUGGAGAGCAGAAUAUGGUCCUUUUUGUUUCCAACAUUUAUGUUCUGAACUGAGUACAACACAACAGCUGACAGAGGAGAUCAAGGCCAAAGCGAUCAACUACCUCAUCAAUGGCUCACUGAAUUUGUGCUCAAGUCCUUUGCCCAAGCCCGAGCGUACAUCUCUGUGGAUGACUCACACCUUGGGGAUACCUUCAUGUGGCUCUCAGAGAGACAAAAGGAAAAUGGCUGUUUCCAAUACUCUGGAUCACUGCUGAACAAUGCUAUUAUGGUGAUGCCUUCUCUAUUUCUGUUCUGGUCCCUGAAGAUAGCGAUAUGUGGGAGGAAACAACAUCUGAAUUGAGUCCUCCAGUCUUACCGACAUAGAUUUCAGGAAGAAUGGUGGACUCUAAAUCUCCUGCAAUCUAGCAGUACCUUAGUAAUUUUAUAUUAAAUGAAAAUAGUGUUCAAAAAAACUCCAAAGCCAAACACAUUAUAAAAAGUGAAGGCUGGGUGCGGUGGCUCAAGUCUGUAAUGCCAGCACUUUGGGAGGCUGAAGCUGGCAGAUCACGAGGUCAAGAGAUCAAAACCAUCCUGGCCAACAUGGUAAAACCCCAUCUCUACUAAAAAUACAAAAAUUAGCUGGGCAUGGCAGCAUGCACCUGUAGUCUCAGCUACUUGGGAGGCUGAGGCAAGAGAAUUGCUUGAACCCAGGAGGUGGAGGUUGCAGUGAGCCAAGAUUGUGCCACUGCACUCCAGCCUGUUGCCUGGCGACAGAGUGAGACUCUGUCUCAAAAAAAAAAAAGUGAGGAUUUUAGGGUAGAGGAGGAAGAGGAGAAAAUCAACUCAAGAAUUUUAGGGUAGAGGAGGAAGAGGAGAAAAUUAACAUUCUAGCACAAGACACGAAAUCAUCUAGCGAAGAUGUCAAAGGAAAAGGAAGUUUUAGCAGAUGCUGCCUCAUGACUGUUGAAGUGUUUGAGUCUCUCUGCCUCUGAUCCCUACAGGGUGAGGUGGACGAUGAGGUGACACUCUUUGCCUACAUCACCAUUGCUCUGCUGGAGAUGACACUGCCUGCCAUGAGCCCAAGUGUCAGUAGGGGCCCAAGUAUUCUGCCUUGAAACGGCCUGGAGAUCCACCGCAGAGGCCCAAGGAAGUCUCAUCUACACCAAAGCAUUAUUGGCCUAUGCCUUUGCCCUAGCAGGAAACCAGGUCAAGCGAAGAGAGCUGCUUGAAUCAUUAAACAGAGAGGCUGUGAAAGAAGUAUUCAAUCCACUGGCAACAUCCUGGGAAACUUCGAGAAGCUGAGACACUCUUCUCAAUUCUGGGCUCCCUCUAUGGAAGUGGAGAUGGCAUCUUAUGUGCUCCUUGCCUAUGUUACUGUCCAGCCUGCCCCAUCUUCAGAGGACCUGUCUGUGGCAUCACGUAUUGUGAAGUGGAUUACCAAGCAGCAAAACCCCCAUGGGGGCUUCUCCUCCACUCAGGAUACAGUGGUGGCUCUUCAAGCCCUCUCUGAAUAUGGAAAAGCAACUUUCACCAACAGUGAGAAAACAGCUUUGGUUACUGUCAAAUCUUCAGAUACCUUCUCUAAAGACUUCCAAGUGGAUGAUGCCAACCACCUGCUGCUGCAGGAGGUCCAGCUGCUGAAGGUUCCAGGGGAGUACACCACAACUGUGUCAGGGUCAGGAUGUGUGUACCUCCAGACAUCCCUGAGAUAUAACAUCCGACCCAAGAAAAAAGAGAAAGAACCCUUCACUCUGCAGGUUAAUACGCUCCCCAAGAAUUGUAAUGAAGUGGAUGCUCGCAGAAAGUUCCAGAUUCACAUCAACAUUAGCUAUACUGGGGACCGACCCAGCUCCAACAUGGUCAUUGUUGAUGUGAAGAUGGUAUCAGGCUUCAUUCCUAUAAAACAAUCAGUUAAACAGCUCCAGACACAGCCUCAGAUUCAGAGGACCGAAGUAAGCACCAACCAUGUCCUAAUCUACUUUGAAAAGCUAACCAAUCAAAACCGGCAUUUUUCCUUCUUGGUGGAACAAGGUAUCCAAGUAAAGAAUUUAAAAACAGCUAUGGUAAAAAGCCUAUGAUUAUUAUGAGACAGAUGAAUUCACCUUUGAAGAAUACAAUGCCCCUUGCAGUGCUGAGUCUCAACAAGGAAAUGCUUGAAAACAGGAACUUAUGGACCUCAUCAGAUGAACUUCUUCAGAAAUGAAGAAGAGACUUACUGAGAGAGGACAGUAAGAGAAAGAAGGGAAUAUCAUUGGAAAUGUAUAAAAUUUGUGUGUUGAAUAAAUUUAUGGCAUUUAUAA